Aspergillus tanneri is the source of this 2592-nucleotide messenger RNA. It is a transcript of the gene CWC22, whose product is annotated as pre-mRNA-splicing factor cwc22. Gene Ontology annotation, cellular component: catalytic step 2 spliceosome. Bases 1 to 2592 code for a protein of 863 amino acids. Lineage: Eukaryota; Fungi; Ascomycota; Eurotiomycetes; Eurotiales; Aspergillaceae. The transcript has a single exon. Gene Ontology annotation, biological process: mRNA splicing, via spliceosome. The record is from RefSeq and is a predicted model, not a curated record. Gene Ontology annotation, molecular function: protein binding; RNA binding.
AUGACAGAUCCGGUUAUGUUGCAGUCGGCCGUGCGAGUGCCCACCCCUCCACCAGGCACGUCGUACUCUCCCCAGCCUUCUGCGUCACGAAAACGUUCUCCUCCUUCUCGUUCCCCUUCACCAAACCGUCGCCGGUCGCCGCCCGGUGACUCCCUCAAGGAAGACGGUCAUGCGCCCCGUGUCGACCCUGAGCGUGCGAUGGAGAGGGAGCGCCAGCUCGCGGAGCGAGUUCGCCAAUAUGAGAAGCAGGAGGCGGCACGAAAACCGAUGACGGAAGAGGAGAAGCAAGCUGCGGCCAAAGCCGAGUAUGAGAAGCUCUCCAACAUGCGAUCGGGUGGUACCUAUAUCCCUCCAGCCCGGCUACGUGCGUUGCAGGCGCAGAUCACGGACAAGACCAGCAAGGAAUAUCAGCGUAUGGCAUGGGAAGCGUUGAAGAAAUCGAUCAACGGCCUCAUCAACAAAGUCAACGUAUCUAACAUAAAAUUUAUUGUCCCGGAGCUUUUCGGCGAGAACCUCGUUCGCGGUCGUGGUUUGUUCUGCCGGAGCAUUAUGAAGGCUCAGGCGGCGAGCUUGCCAUUCACCUCGAUCUAUGCUGCCAUGGCCGCCAUUGUUAACACCAAAUUGCCCCAAGUGGGUGAAUUGCUCCUCAAUCGUCUGAUCGUCCAGUUUCGCAAAGCGUUCAAAAGAAACGAUAAAGCGGUCUGCAUAUCCUCGACGACGUUUAUCGCGCAUCUGUGCAACCAACAGGUCGUGCACGAAAUGCUGGCGGCUCAGAUCCUUUUGCUAUUACUCCACAAGCCUACGGAUGACAGCGUAGAGAUCGCGGUGGGCCUCACAAGGGAGGUUGGGCAACAUUUGGAGGAGAUGAGUAGCCCUAUCGCCUUGGCGGUAUUUGACCAGUUCCGCAAUAUUCUGCAUGAAGCCGAUAUCGACAAACGAGUGCAGUACAUGAUUGAAGUGCUGUUCCAGGUCCGCAAGGACAAGUACAAGGACAACCCGGCGAUUAAGGAUGAGCUUGAUCUCGUGGAGGAGGAAGACCAGAUCACGCACCGUGUUGGCCUGGAUGACGAGAUCGAGACUCAAGACAGCCUUAAUAUCUUCAAAUACGAUGCUCAAUGGGAGGAACAUGAAGACAUUUACAAGAAAUUGAAAGCCGAGAUCCUUGGUGAGGGUAGCGACGACGAGGAAGAUGAAGACGACUCCGACGAGAGCUCAGAUGAGGAGCCCGAGGAAGAGCAGAAGAUGGAUAUUAAGGACCAAAGCAAUACCGAUCUGGUCAACCUGCGGCGAACGAUCUACUUGACGAUUAUGUCCAGCAUAGAUUUCGAAGAAUGCUGCCACAAACUCAUGAAAAUCUCACUGCCCCCUGGCCUGGAGCCAGAGCUCCCGUCCAUGAUCAUUGAGUGUUGCUCGCAGGAACGGACAUACUCGAAGUUCUACGGGUUGAUUGGGGAAAGGUUUUCGAAGAUCAAUCGUCUCUGGUCAGACCUCUUCGAAGCGGCGUUUGCCAAAUACUACGAUACCAUCCAUCGAUACGAAACCAAUCGGUUGCGCAACAUUGCUCGUUUUUUUGGCCACAUGCUCGGCAACGAUGCCAUCGGCUGGCAUGUUAUGUCGAUCAUCCACCUGAACGAGGAGGAAACGACUUCGAGCAGCCGUAUCUUCAUUAAGAUCCUCUUCCAGGAUCUGGGAGAGCAUCUCGGUCUACCGAAACUGCACGAGCGCAUGCGAGAUGAGAUCCUGCGCCCGAGCUUCGAGGGUCUCUUCCCGCUGGACAAUCCACGCAGCACCCGCUUCUCGAUCAACUACUUCACGAGUAUCGGCUUCGGUAUUCUGACGGAGGACUUGCGCGAACACUUGAAGAACCUCCCGAAGCCCACAGUUCCCGCUCUCCCUGCCCGUGCUGCAAGCCCGGAAUCCGACGUGGAAUCCGUCAGCUCUCGUUCCUGCUCGACCUGCAGCGGUCACUCCCGCGCCCGCUCCUAUUCCUACUCCCGUUCCCCCUCGCGAAGCCGUGGUCGCGGACGAUCGGCCAACCGGGGACGAUCCUAUACCCGCUCUGCCUCCGGUUCUUCUCGCCGGAGCUAUAGCUACACACCGUCAUGGUCCCGAUCUCCCGUGUCGAGAAGCCGUCGGCGCUCUGUGUCCUAUAGUCGAUCUCGCUCGCCGGUCAACCGCAGGAGGUCGUCUCGUUCCUAUGAUUCCCGACCUGCUCGGAGCGUGAGCCCAUACCCUUCCCGCCGGUCUCCAUCUCGGUCUGUUACUCCCCCUCGCAACCGGGGUCGCAGAGGUCGAAGCAUUUCGCGGUCUCCUUCACGCUCCCCGUCGCCACCUCAACGCCAGCGAGUCAGACGCUACUCAUCAGUAUCCCGGUCGCCGACUCCACCCAGCAAGCGACGUGGGUCCGUCUCGCGUAGUCCUCCCCGGCGCUCGCCUCCAGCCCAUCGUCCUCGGGGUGAUCCCAAAUUCCGUUCUCCUCGCCCGCCGCCUAAGCGUGAACAAAGACGGAGGGGAGAUUCUCGUUCUUUUUCCCGCUCGCCUUCUAGAUCCAGGACCCCGCCUCGUCGACCCCGCGCCGCGGACUUUGCUUGA